CUCUCUUUUCUCUUCAGUUUAUUUCGUGUACUGAGUAGGAAGUAUCUUAAAUCCAAAGGAGAGCCAAUACCAGCAAUAACUGGAGCCCAACCCACCAGCCCAACCACACCUACUUCACCUACCACACCCACAGAACUGGCUGACACUGAGACACUCCAGGAGAUAUUGUUGAUGUUAUUAGAAAUCAUAAAUUCGAGUUUAACGUACACGCUUCAUGUUAAUCCACACUUUGUGUAUUCACUGCUUUAUCAACGAGAGAUUUUCACACCUUAUCAUGGCCGACCAGGUUUUAUAGACCUGGUUAAUAAUAUUGAAAUGGUUAUUACAUUUUUUGCGAAUAAUGUCGAGAAGGACGGUACUCCUCCAUUUUCUGCUCAAUUUGUGACUGAUGUCAUUAAAAAAUAUUCAAAAACAUGGCCAAGAAGCAGAUUAAGAAAAUUUUCUGAGUUAAAGUUCCGUUAUGUUGAAGAAUCCCAACCUGAUGAGUUCUUUGUUCCUUAUGUUUGGUCAUUAGUUCAAAAACACUCACACAUACACUUUGAAAUUAAUAGAAAAUCAUCACCAACAUGAUACCCUCUUCCCCACAGAUCUUUGUGUUUCUUUAUCUUCUUUCUCUGUUGCACACACUAACUCUUUUCUCCCUCCUCCCUGUCUCUCUCUCUCUCCUUCCUCUUCUCAUAUGAUUCUUCCUAAUAGGAUAGUAAUGUCACUAUUGGUUUAAGUGUGAUUAAUUAAUCAUGUCAAAAUAAUUUUUUUAUUUGUA
Molecule: messenger RNA, 763 nt
Organism: Amphimedon queenslandica
Lineage: Eukaryota; Metazoa; Porifera; Demospongiae; Haplosclerida; Niphatidae
Product: dymeclin-like
Exons: 4
Coding region: 172-570 (132 amino acids)
Biological process (GO): Golgi organization
Cellular component (GO): Golgi apparatus
Source: RefSeq, a predicted model, not a curated record